Molecule: messenger RNA, 534 nt
Organism: Macrosiphum euphorbiae (potato aphid)
Lineage: Eukaryota; Metazoa; Arthropoda; Insecta; Hemiptera; Aphididae
Source: the annotation of a GenBank genome assembly
AUGAAAAAAGCAUCCAGUUAUUAUAGAACCAAACGAAGAAAAAUUCAAAAUGAACUUGAAUUAUUAGGUAAUUGGUCUAGUGAUGAUUUGGCAACAGAACCUGAUACUGACUGUGUGAUAAAACCAUUUUCUACUGAAAUACCUAUUGCUCAUGAUGACCAAAACUUAAACUCUCUUUAUCAAAUUAAUGUCAAAAAUGCUGACAGUUCAUUAAAUACUUUACAUACACAAUUACAUUUUUUAUCACCUGAGUUGUCAUGUAAUGUAAUCAAUAAUAUCCCGAUAGAUGUUAAUAGCAACACACACAUAAAUAGUAAAGAAGAGAGUCUAGAAGAGAGUAUUCAGCAAUCCUUAGGUCAAUGGGCAGUUAAUUGUAAUGUUCCUCAAAAUACUGUUAACAAACUACUGACAAUUUUGAAAUUUGAAACACCUUUAACAUUUUUACCAAAAGAUUGCCGUACACUUUUGAAAAGUGGAUCAUCAAAAGUUAUAAAUAUUAGAGAAGUGAAACCAGGCCUUAAAAAGGUAUCAUAA